Molecule: messenger RNA, 1077 nt
Organism: Sesamum indicum (sesame)
Lineage: Eukaryota; Viridiplantae; Streptophyta; Magnoliopsida; Lamiales; Pedaliaceae
Source: RefSeq, a predicted model, not a curated record
AUGAGCAUGUCAUGGCUCAUUAUGGGUGAUUUCAACUAUGUGAAAUCUCCCGAGGAGAAACAGCUUGGAGUGGCCCCGACUUGGUAUGAACUCAAGGAUUUCGUGGACUGCAGUGUAGCGCUUGGAUUGCUUGACGCCCCCACAACGGGUUGCUAUUACAUAUGGUAUUCCAACAAGGACAGCAACCCGGUGUGGUGCAAACUUGAUCGGGUCCUCUACAACAACGAAUGGCUCGAGGCCAGUUUACAUUGUGGCGCCCACUUCAACCCACCGGAAUGCCUAUCAGACCACUCCUCAGGUAUUGUCACUAUCUUCGAUCAUUGUCCCACUAAGCCAAAACUGUUCCGCUUUUUCAAUAUGUGGGCAGGCCAUCCAGGCUUUUUUACUAUUGUUGAACAUCGAUGGAACUUGAAUGUGGAGGAAACGCCACAAUUCAGCCUUUGUAAGAGACUGAAAUCACUCAAAAGCGCACUGAAAGCUUUCAAUACACAACACUACGGCCACAUCUCCACCAGGGCCAAAGAGGCUGACCUUGCCCUGCAAGAUGCUCAGAACCAACUUGAAGUAGCGCUUCAGGACUAUUUGGGAGAUCUCAGGAGGAAGGUUGUUUUUCUUGUUGAGGCCGAACGGCACUUCUUCUACCAGAAAGCCCAAAUCCACUACCUCAAAGAGGGGGAUCGAAAUACCAAAUUCUUCCACGAUAUGGUGAAAAGGAACGCUACUAGAAACUCCAUCACGGCAGUCACUAGAGUUGACGGGAGUAUUAUCACUGCUGCCGAGGAUAUUGCCCAAGAGUCCGUUCGUUACUACACAUCACUUUUGGGCACCGAGGCUCACACCAUCCCAGUCGAUGAUGGUGUGUUCGAUUGGGGCCCCAAACUCUCCUCCGAGCUUACCGUGGAACUUUGCAGGGAAGUCACGGCACUGGAGGUCAAGGAAGCCAUCUUCAAUAUUAACGACAACAAGGCACCCGGCCCAGAUGGUUAUUCAUCAUGCUUUUCAAGAAAGCAUGGAAUGUGGUGGGCGAUCAAGGAUGCAGGGCCGUCUUGGAUUUCUUUAGGAGUGGACGGAUGCUAA